Anopheles coustani is the source of this 2277-nucleotide messenger RNA. Its product is annotated as annulin-like. The record is from RefSeq and is a predicted model, not a curated record. Gene Ontology annotation, molecular function: protein-glutamine gamma-glutamyltransferase activity. The transcript is spliced from 4 exons. Lineage: Eukaryota; Metazoa; Arthropoda; Insecta; Diptera; Culicidae. Gene Ontology annotation, biological process: peptide cross-linking. The coding region runs from base 1 to 2277 and encodes 758 amino acids.
AUGCCCCUCUCCAACGAAAACCGUAUAUGGCCAACACGGAAAGUGGCCGCUAACAGUACGAUCCAGGAUGUGCUGGAGGUGUCGAUGUUCAAUCUGUGCUUGGCGGAGAAUGGACUAAAAUUCCACACGGAUCGGUACGAACUGAUGAGCGACCUGCGGCCAUCCGGCAAACCGGCACAGUUGGUCGUACGGCGUGGGGCCCCAUUCAACGUGAAGUUGCAGUGCAGUCGAUCGUAUGAUCCGAGCGUGGAUACGAUGAUGAUGAUCCUAGCGCUCGAUCCGUACGGCUCGGAGAAUAUCACGUUUGGCAAUGGGACCGAGGUGAACAUGGUGGUGGAAAUGGCAGGUUCGGGGAACAGUCCUGUCUAUACAGAGCCCGAGUCCGAGGCGGUCCCCGACCUGGGAUGGAGUGCAGCUAUAACCGGGAGCACCAAGGAAGCGGACGGCACGGUAACAAUUACGUUGGCAAUUACGACACCUGCGCAGGCAUCAGUGGGAAAGUACAAUCUGGGGGUCUUCUGUCGGUUGGACACGAAGGACACCAAGUCUUCCUUUAAAUUUCCCCUUCCGCUGUAUUUGCUGUUUAACCCUUGGUGUGAACAAGACGCUGUUUACCUGAAAGAUGAGGCUGCACGCCAGGAGUACGUCCUGAAGGACAACACCAUGGUGUGGAAACAAACUCCAGCGAGUUCGGGUAUGACAAGCUGGAACUUGGGUCAGUACGAGCAGGACAUACUGGACUGCUCGUUGUUUGUGAUCGCAGUACCAGGCCGUGUGCCAGCUACGUACCGUGGAAAUCCUGUUCGGGUCGUUCGAGCCCUUUCCGGCGCCCUAAACAUUAACAACGGCCCUGGGGUGCUCGAGGGACGCUGGAACGGUGACUAUGCCGACGGAGUGGCACCCCAGGCGUGGUCUGGUUCCGUGAAGAUUCUACAGCAGUUCUACAGGGAGGGCAUGCAACCGGUCAGAUACGGCCAAUGUUGGGUGUUUGCCGGCAUCUUCGCAACCGUCUGCCGAGCUGUCGGUAUACCGAAUCGCAUGGUGACCAACUUUAACUCGGCACACGACUCCGAGGCUUCGCUUACGCUAGAUUUCUUUGUCGACUCAAGCGGUGGCACGGAUGGAAGUAUGUCGUCCGAUUCCAUGUGGAACUACCACGUGUGGAACGAGGUAUGGAUGACUCGCCCCGACCUCGGAGCGGGCCUUUACGAUGGAUGGCAAGUGGUGGACGCGACACCGCAAGAACUUUCCGACGGGAUGUUCAAGCUGGGACCAACAUCCGUGCGAGCGGUUAAAAAUGGUGAAGUAAACCUAGCGUACGACACGGAGUUUGUCUUCGCUGAGGUAAACGCCGACAGGACGUACUGGGUUACUCGAGGAGACAAUAGUGUGCCCAAGCUGCUCGAGAUUAGUACGGACUACAUCGGGCAAGAUAUAAGCACCAAGGUGGUUGGGAAAAAUGAACGAGAAGACUUAACGAGCGCAUACAAACACCGCGAAGGUACGCCCGAGGAGCGUCAGGUGAUGGCCAGUGCACAGAGACUCGGCUCACAGCGGUUUUCCAGCAAUGCGGUUGUCAAAAUGCUUCUCGUUCCUCACUACGAAAACGCCAGGGCGAACGCAUCAUCCGAAUGGGUAAAACUGGAGCUAAAGACCUACAAAGAACACCGUCUGGGCGAGCCUUUCGAUAUAGAGCUUUCGAUCACCAACACCCUUGCGGGGCAAACGGUGCAAGUGGUUGGAACGCUUUGGCUGAAGCAUACCGACUACACCGGUAAGCGCUCGGAGGACAUACAAAAGAUAACGAUCGAUCAGACCAUCCAAGCGGUCAGUUCGGUCCCCAUCAAAGUGUCGAUACCUUUCGCCGAGUACAACAAUCCGGCCUUCGAUCAAUCGCAUAUCAAGGCACUGUGUGUGGUUGAGGUACCCGGUACCGAUCAGACGUUCUUUUCUCAGCAGAUGUUCAACCUGGCGACACCGGACAUUUCGAUGGACCUCGUAGAAGACCCUUCGAGCAAGGGAGGGUAUACGGUCCAGGGCUCGUUCAAGAAUCCUCUACCGAUCCAACUAUCAGCUGGACGGUUUCUCAUCGAAGGAUCAAGCCUCACGAAACCAUCCGAGCAAACGUACGAUUCCGUCCCAGUCGGAGGCAACGCGUCUUUUGUCUACCGUUUGAACAUGGCGUACAAGGGGCCAUCGGUCGUUUGUGCUCGCUUCAGUUCGAAUGAGUUGAAAAAUGUCCAUGGCCAUUUGGAAUUCGAUCUUUCUAAACUUUAA